Messenger RNA from Dicrocoelium dendriticum, 412 nucleotides. NCBI's taxonomy places the organism in Eukaryota, Metazoa, Platyhelminthes, Trematoda, Plagiorchiida, Dicrocoeliidae. The record is from the annotation of a GenBank genome assembly.
CAGAUCGUGGCUUGGAUAAGCGAUGAAGGAUAUCUUUCGAUUGCAAUGCGUUUGCCUCAUCCUACAAGGGCUUCUGAUUGGACAGCAAGGCGCGCGUGUGCAAUCUAAACCGUGGCAUGCAUCAAUCGACACAACCAGGCAGGAAUACUGCCGCGCCAUUUGGUGGAAGUUUGUGAGACAAUGUCCAGCCAACGUACCAAUUCAAAACGAAGAAUUCAUCAAGAAAAUACCAUGGAGACCCGAUGGAACUCAUGCAGCCUGAUACCAUCAAAACGUUCCUGAAUCAACAAUGCAUAAACUAUGAUAGAAUAAACUUGUACGACAAGUUGCUUCUUUUCUUACUUGUAGUCACCAUUUAUCUGGGCUUAAAAAGAGCACACGCAUGUCCUCUUCGCUACCGACUGCACAUCUA